Lactuca virosa is the source of this 222-nucleotide messenger RNA. NCBI's taxonomy places the organism in Eukaryota, Viridiplantae, Streptophyta, Magnoliopsida, Asterales, Asteraceae. The record is from the annotation of a GenBank genome assembly.
AUGAACAAUACCCGAGUUGGACGUUCCCAACGCACGAACCUCAGUUCUUCUUCUCCUCACGAUCUCAGUAUUUACUGUUACAACAUUCCUUUGAAGAACACCAACCAAGAAUUUUAUGAUUUUACUGAGAAGGAGAAUGUCAAAGAUGAAUCAGAUGGAAUUAUUCAAACAAUCAUAGGUGUUACCGAAAAACCCUACCCAUUGUCUGUCUCUUUUCUGUAA